This is a messenger RNA of Caenorhabditis remanei, 750 nucleotides long. RefSeq lists its product as uncharacterized. Gene Ontology annotation, cellular component: membrane. The record is from RefSeq and is a predicted model, not a curated record. The transcript has 5 exons. Gene Ontology annotation, molecular function: G protein-coupled peptide receptor activity. Bases 1 to 750 code for a protein of 249 amino acids. NCBI's taxonomy places the organism in Eukaryota, Metazoa, Nematoda, Chromadorea, Rhabditida, Rhabditidae.
AUGAUGACUUCAUCUGUCUUUUCGAUUUUAAUUGGAGUCGCGGUUUUUGAUUUGGUCGUGUUGGUUGAAACAAUUAUAACAUCAGCGAAUGAUAAUUUGUUUUUUGAAAGAGAAGGAACAGAUUGCGCCCCUCCAGUAACUCAUUUUGCUUUGAGCCUCUCGUGGAAAACACUAGUUCUCUGUGAUCUUGUUCGUCGGUCUUCCGUAUGGUUGGCAAUUAUGAUGGCUUUGAUAAGGCUUCUUGUGUUGAAGUUUCCUGGAAAUCACAUGAUUCAGGGCAUGUCCAAUCCGAGUUUCGGGUUUAAGUCAGUGAUUGCAACAUUCUUGUUGAGUUGCCCGUUUUCCACAUUUUUCUAUUUCCGAUAUGAUAUUGUGGUGUUAGGAGAAUGGAAGCCUAAAGAGUUCUGUGAAAACAUCAAUCUUGAUUCCACAUUUCCAAUUGUUGAUCAAAGAUUAUCUUCUCUUUUCACGUCUUUCGAUGGAUUACUUGGUAAAACUUACAUGUUCGCUAAUGGGACAGUCACCAAAAUAAUACCAUGCAUCAUGCUACCUGUUCUGACAUUUCUUUUAGUUUUGGAAUUGAGAAAAGCAGAAAAAUCUAGAAAACAUCUGAGUUUUACGAAAAGAUCAACAACCGAAAGAACCACUGGAUUAGUACUUUUUAUGGCUAUCAGCUUUUUCGUUUUGGAACUUCCAAUGGGAUUCGUAUAUAUUGUUCAGGUCGAACAUACUGACUUGGGUUUCAUGUAA